Molecule: messenger RNA, 1065 nt
Organism: Asparagus officinalis (garden asparagus)
Lineage: Eukaryota; Viridiplantae; Streptophyta; Magnoliopsida; Asparagales; Asparagaceae
Exons: 4
Coding region: 41-760 (239 amino acids)
Source: RefSeq, a predicted model, not a curated record
UCACCAGACCCGAAACCCGUUAAGGGCCGAUGUCAGCAAAAUGAUCCAGAGGCGACAUCUUUUUCUUCCCAAAAUACCCCUCUCCGAUCUCCGCCGUCGCCUCGGCCAACUCCGGCCUCUCUCCUCCUCCAACAACUCCGGAAAGGAGGCGGCGCCUCCGCCGGCGACGGUUGCUCAGGACGACGGCGGCGUAGUAUCGAGGGAAGAGGCCUAUCGCCAAAUCCAAAAUCUUGAUUUCAUGAAAGCAGCAAAGAUUCUCUUCACUACGCCCCCAAAAAGGAAACAAUUUGGGUUUGAUUUCCAUUUGGUGCAGUUCUUCUUUGCUUGUAUGCCCUCUUUAGCUGUGUAUUUGGUGGCUCAGUACGCACGACAUGAGAUCAGAAGGAUGGAAGCGGAAGCAGAGUUGAAAAAGAAGCUAGCAGAGGAAGAAGAAGAAAAAGCUAAAGAGGCAGAAAAGGCAAAAGAAGCUGAAUUGCACUCUCUGGAAGAACACGAGUCAUCUGAUUCAGAACUGUCAAAGGUAAUAGUUAGGCUGGAUGCUCUGGAGGAGGUUGUGAAGGAAAUUGUUGACGACAAAAAGAGAACACCCAGUUUAGACUCUAAACAUGAUGGAAAUGCUUACAAGAGUUCAGAUUCUGAUGCCAAGUCGAGAGAUAAUGAGUUUAAACCAGAGAUAAGCAAAGAGAGAGCUGGUAGUUCUAAUUCUCAAACUGGUGUUCCCUCCGAUAACAAUCAGAACAAUAAAGAGAAAAAUAGAUAGCCUGUGGGAGAUAAGUAACUUGAUCCUCUUCAUUUAUUGCCAUGAUUUAUUGCAACAAGGGCAGUUUUAAGUUUAAAAUGGUUGCGUAUUCUGAAGUAUGAACCUGGCAAGGUUUCAAUUUUUGUUCAAGAUGGUUGUGAAUGGCCAAUGCUUGAUGUAAUCUUCUGUUUUUAGAUCUUCAUUAAAGCAGUGUGUUGUGUUUUAAGGCAUGAUAAACUCUGCUGAGGGUAUGCGAAUCACAGCGCAGAGCAACUCACUCUUGUUGAUGGUCGAGAAAUUAUUUCUUUGAUCCUUAUUGUUAGGUA